AUGUCAGGCCAAGCUCCAGUACUGCGGUUCCUCUCCCUGGAUGGAGGGGGCGCUGGGAUACUGUCGUCGCUCCUUAUAUUGGAGCGCUUAAUGGACAAUAUCAACAAUGCCCUGAACCUUAGGGAGAAAAUCGAGCCUUGGCAAGUUUUCGACCUAAUUGGCGGCAGUGGCGUUGGCGGUUUGCUGGCUAUUAUGCUUGGCCGCCUACGUAUGAGUGUUCAGCAGUGCAUCUCCGGAUACUCAAACCUAUCACAAAUCCUUUCUGCAGCGCCAAAAAGGGGCAUUUUUCUAAACACCUGGAAAGUAAUCACCAGAAAAGAGCAGAAAUUCAAGGUAGUUGACAUCGAAAAAUGGUUGAAAAACCUAUCGGUUCAAUCCCUAGAUCUGCUCUUAAACGACAAGCAGCCGGGUAGAGUAUUUACUAUUGUACCUGCCUCCACUGUAUCUCAAAGUUUUGCAAGAAGCCAAAAAAAUAAUGUUCUGCUCAGAUCUUAUACGAGCCUUGACACUGAGCCUUUGACAUCAAAUAUUCGCGUUUGGGAAGCCGCGCGUGCUUCCAUCGCACUCCCUCCCUUGACAUUUGGAGACAUGAAAUACAAGUAUCCCUCCUCUAAUAACCCGGUAUUCACGCUUUUCGAGGAGGCCUGGAAACUGUGGCCCGAUCGUGCUGUCGACGCGAUAAUUGUCAGCAUUGGAACCGGUACUGCUCCGCCUCCAUCCUUAGACCUGGGCUCCCGGAAGCCGGUUAGACAAUUGCAGACACUUGCCGCGGCGUCAGAAAGUAUUUCAGAGGAGUUUCGUCGAACACAUAUACCUAUGGCGAGUUCUGGUCGAUACUUUCGAUUCAAUGCGGACCUUCCUUUGGAUACAGUCAGUUUAGAUGAUGCACCGCUACUAUCCCACGCCCGAUCGGCAACAGCAGCUUAUCUAGAAGCUGGCAAAACUUCAGUCGAGUUCCACAGAUGCUGUGAGAACAUAUCCGAGCCAAAUCUCACGCGUACCGCUAUUGCCAUGAAGCAAGGGGAGAAAAACACAAGAUUGUUUCAACCACCACUACACUUAUUCGUGGGCAGCCUCUUUGAACGUCCGUAUGGGGCUAAGCCACAUACUAUCAUUCCACCUAACUCAGUCCCAAAGUGGAUAUUCCAGAGCCAUGAAUAUUUGUCCUGGCUCUCACGUCAGGAGUCGCUAUUCUGGCUCUAUGGACCACCAGGAGUGGGCAAAACACAGUUCUGUCUUCAUAUUUCACAGAAUACGGAGCUGUUAUGUUCCCCCCUAAAGGAUAGCACUGAAAAUCAGCUCCAACACGUGAUGUUAUGUUUCUUCUGCAGUAUAUUCCAUAGUCCCGAAGACGGAGUAAGGCUGAUCGUUGCAGGACUUUUAUAUCAGCUAGUCCUUCAGUACCCAGACGCCUUGGAAUACUUGGGUACCCUCACGACGAGACAGUUGACUACUCAAAACCUGUUAGAUAUGUUUCAGUCAGCAAUCACUAAUACUCUGAAAGCCAAUUCUAUACAGGGAGUCACUCUUGUUAUUGAUGGGGUAGACGAAUCCGACCCCUUAAUAACGCUGCCUGUUUUGAGAUACAUAACAAGUCUUGGUGAUAAAAUGAGGCUAAGUACUUCGUUCCUUCGAUUCCUCUUGACUAGCAGAGAAGGCUGCUUCAACCAGUUGUUUCCGUCUUCAGAGGGCCAAGCUCUGGAUACAUUCACGCUUCGGUUUGACAGAUACCAUGGAGAGAUUGACGUUGCGAAAUUUGUGUAUAGCGAGUUGGAAAAGGAGGAAUAUGAAGCACUUGACUCUGCUUUCAAAGUUGACUUGAAAGCACAUAUUGUUGAACGCUCAAUGGGCAACUUCUUGUUUGCCCGUUUCCUACUGGGACAACUCAAGUACAAACAAAGAGCACAGGCUCUUGAAAUAGUCGGUCGCUCACCUAGGAAUAUUAUGGAUACUUAUGAAUCCGCAGUUGAAAAAGUUGAUCUGCAGGAUGUUGACCACCUGGCGAACCUUUUGAAGUGGGUGGUCAUGGCCAGACGACCGUUAUCACUACCAGAACUAUCAGCAGCCACUCGAACUGGGAAUAACCGGCGUGAUAGAGCUGACGAAGACAGAAUCCAGCGUAUUCUUCAAAAUUGUGCAGCUCUAUGUUUCAUAAGGGACGGCACAGUCAUUCUAUCUCAUGCAACAGUUAUAGACUAUCUACUGGGCCACGCAAGAGAGCCGUUCCGCAUCGAACCCGAACAUGCCGAGCUUUCCAUUGCAGAAAGGUGUCUCGACUGCCUCACCGACGAAGAAUGGGCAAGUGAUAGUUCUUUCCUAGAAGACAGUGGUCUAGGAUUAAUAGAAUUUGACUUCUAUCCGCUUCUCGAAUACGCAUUUCUCUUCUGGCCGGAUCAUGAGCGAAGUGUUCAACACCUGGCGCCGGCUAAGAGGAAGAAAAGCACGUUCUAUAAUGCCUACUCGCUGCAGCGAUCAAGCUGGUACGUCUUUUAUGACCGCAAUCGUGUAUCGCGAAAAGUGGGAAAGUCACAUUUUCCCACUGCCUCAGCCGAUUCUUUCACCGCCAUGCAUAUGGCUGCCUACCUGGAUUUGACCGGCUUGGCGGCGGAGCUCCUUGAGACAAGAAAAACAGCAGUCGUGGACUCUAGGGACAGCAGAGGUCGCAGUCCAGCAGCCUAUGCUGCUUAUUUUGGACAUGUGAUGACUCUUCGACUUCUUUUAGAGAAGGUCCCGCUGUUCGAUACUUUGGAUAAUCAAGGGAAUUCCUUGCUCCAUUUUGCGACUUUGGGGGGGAGUGCCGCAGCUGUUGAUAUUCUAUUGAUGGCCGGAGUCAACGUCAUGGCUCGUGACGGGAGCGGAGAUACAGCGUUGCAUGUUGCUGCAAGAGAAGGGCGCCUUGAAAUAGCCCAACUUCUUGUCCAGUUCGGCGCUGAUGUGGACGGUACAAAUAAAUAUCAUUCAACUCCUCUUCAUGAGGCCAGCCGCGCUGGUAACCUUUCGAUAGCCCAUUAUCUGCUAAACCAUGGUGCGAAUAUAAUGAUAGCCGACAACGAAGGGUGUUCAGCCUUACAUGAAGCAGCUGCGAAUGGCCAUAAAGAACUCGUUGUCCUUCUCCUAGAAAAUAGGACAGAUGCAUCCAUUAGAGACACAGUUGGCCAGACUGCUUUGGUAGCAGCUACUGCUGCUGGCCACGCGGACGUUGUCGAAGCUCUCAUCCGCAGAACUACUAAAGCUGAAGGACAGAGCUGGCCAGGCCAAGAAGACAUGGGAAUAGCUAAUGACCCAUGCGGCCACAUCUCGGACUUCUUGAAAGUUUUUGAAGGGCAUAAAGCAGACGAUUGUGUUAUCGAGAUUGAGACGCAAUGGGAAGUCCUGCAAUUUAUGGAUGAGGAAAUGCCUGAAGGCCAGGAUCUUUCUAGACUCCUCACGCUGUCCGGGACCUCAUCCCAGGCUGUGGCAAAGCAAGCUGGCGAGUAUAUAAUGUUGACCUGGCCAGUGACGGGGCCCAGGACACUGCAUGUCUUGAACUCGGCCCUAUUUCUGUCACGAACCUGCCAGGAAUCUCCGUCACGGCUCGCAUGGAGUGGCGCAUUUCUAAUUGAUGUAACAAUCUACCCAAGGAACAUGCAGGAUUCCAGUUCUGAAAAGGCCGUGGUAAAGGCCAGCAGGACCAAGACCCAGGUGAUGGAGAUUGCUCAGCAGGUAGCCUGGUUUUCUGCAGCUUUUCGUCCACCACUUGAGAACUGCCUGGGGUACUCCAUCCUAAGAAUGCACACAAAUGGCAUUGAAAAUGGUGUAAUUUAUCUUUCUAUCAAACCACAGAAGCUUGUUGACAAAGAGCCGAGCGCUACGGCAGACCCAAUCGGCAAAUGUUGGCACCCAUUAUUCCAGAAUUCGGUACUUGCGUAUGGAUUUCCAGUGCCGAAGCGCGGGAAUCAAAAGGGCCUGGAACUUUCCUACCAUGAAAUGAGGAGUCUCUCGGGAGCAAAAGGAACUAGCGAAUUCAAGUCGAGGACUAUCCUACUGGGCCCAAGGUUUGUCAUAUACCCUACUAAACUUGGAUCUGAUUUCAUCGAAUGGCAUCUAGUUCCGCAGGAAGAAAAGCAAAGUCUUGCUUGGCUUGUCCAGUUCCACAAGAUUCCUAAGGUAGAGCUGCCCUGGCGCCUCUCCUCCAUGAAGGCUUUUUUAGGAUUCUGUACAAACGCCGUGGUGCUGGUGGGGACCGCAUUUAUCAGCUGCGACAAGAUCAAAAACUCUGGCGCCAGAGAGGAAGGCAGAACCCUUCGCGUGAAAGACGAGGGAAUCCAAGCAUCCCUAAGUGUUAGUGUCGGGGCUGGAAGCUUGAUUCCUAUGCCAGUGACGGCUACCGCUGGGAUCAGCGGCGGCGUCCAGAUUAGCAAAGGGUUAAGGCAAACACAAAGUCAGAAUUCACGUGGGAGAGAUGCGAAGCUAAACGCAGCGAAGACCACCGUCGUCCUCAUUUAUGACACCCAGCGUCGAGUGGGCUGGCUCGUUCCGGAGUUAUCUGCGGCCUUGUGGCUUGCCCAUUCGCUUAUUCGUAACCGACUUGAGCUCGGAUUGCAGGAUCCGGAAGACGAGCAAAAAAUACAAGAAGUCCUGGAAUCUAUGGACGCGAAUUUGGAUAGCGACGGUCACAACGCAACUCUAGCAGUCCUGCGCCAGCACAAGGCGGUAGGGCUGUGGGUGGAUGACAGAGAUCACACAAAGCGCGUAAGCUUCCUUGAUGUGAUUGAGUACAUACUGGAUUGUUUCAGGGCUAGAAGGGAAAAGCUGGAAGAUCGCUGCCAGCAACUGUUGAUCUUUCCGAAAAAGAACAGACUCUAUGGAUGGGAGGCUUCUGAGAUCGCUGAAGAAAAGGCGACUUGCUAUCGAAAAGAACAGUACAUUAACAGAAAGUUUCGGGGGCCUCGUCCCUGGCAGAAACUGCGCCAACCUCUGUGCGAACUAGGUGCCAAUCCGGAAUAUUUGGUCCUAUUUUCGAAGGAGCUCAAGGAUCUCGUAUUACCCGCAAACGGGACAACGGCUUGUCGCCUAUGGAAACAGCCACCGAUGAAUCAAAAUUUUCUAAUUGCAAGCACGCAGUGCAUUAUAGGGUUGGCCGAGAGUAAGGGAUGCUACAACUCGGGGCAGAAGUUCAUGCUAACAGAGCGAAUGGGCUGGAGCGGUCCAAGCAAACAAUUCUACGGCUGUGACAAAAAGGGUUGCAACUUUGUUCAGAAGAUGGUCGGGAAUCCCAAAAAGUUUAACAAUUUCGACACUCUCCGGUCCGCCUGUAUGGGUGCUCUAGUCUUUGGGGACCCCUCAGCCUUUGGCAAAGCCAAAUCUUGCAAAACCGAAACUGUAUCCUGGGGGCCGAGACUGCAAGCACACGUCUCUCCAAUUCCCUCUCACAUCUGUCCCCCUCUGCCAGCGGAAAGGCCUUUGAAUGUGCAGAAUUGGAUCCAAAUUGUCCCUCCAGCUGGCGCUUUUAAUCCUUCCAGCUUUCAAAUGAUUGCAGAUGCAUCUGCGGAGGAAAUUCCUACUAAAGUGCCAAACCCCGACCAAAGCCCUUGCGAUAUGGGCAAGGCCCCAGUUGAGGUCUUAAUGCAAUCCUUUCCAUCAUCUCCAACGUCUCAUAGCGCCAGGCUUUCAAAUACUCUCUCAACUCUGAGCUCCAACAAUUCAGAUCAACAUCGACUUAGUUUGCCCUAG
Messenger RNA from Metarhizium robertsii ARSEF 23, 5712 nucleotides. Its product is annotated as Ankyrin repeat-containing domain protein. The record is from RefSeq and is a predicted model, not a curated record. The transcript is spliced from 2 exons. Gene Ontology annotation, molecular function: protein binding. NCBI's taxonomy places the organism in Eukaryota, Fungi, Ascomycota, Sordariomycetes, Hypocreales, Clavicipitaceae. The coding region runs from base 1 to 5712 and encodes 1903 amino acids. Gene Ontology annotation, biological process: lipid metabolic process.